AUGGAGCACUUCUGUCCUUACAACUACAUCUUUGGUCGAUAUUUCACUGAUACCUGCAGAGGAGAAUGCCCUCUUGGAGAACAUAGAAUUACCUCCAGGGAUCAUCACAAGUUCCUGCGGUGUUUCAUACGCGUGAGCAACCUGCCGCCUGGAUUCAGGUUGUGGGACCUCGAGGAUCUCUUCAGCCCUUUCGGGCCGCUGCUGAUGUGGGAUGUUCCCAGGUUCAACAAUGACAUGUGUGGCUGCACGACUGAAAUUCGCAUGAGCUUCGGUUUUGCUGUCUUCAAGAGACGUGAGGAUGGGGAGAGGGCUGUCCACGAGCUCAAUGGCUAUGAGGCCGGUGGCCGGAUGCUGCGAGUUGACUGGGUUUACCCUUCUUGUGUGUAG
Messenger RNA from Setaria italica (foxtail millet), 387 nucleotides. RefSeq names its product eukaryotic translation initiation factor 3 subunit G. NCBI's taxonomy places the organism in Eukaryota, Viridiplantae, Streptophyta, Magnoliopsida, Poales, Poaceae. The record is from RefSeq and is a predicted model, not a curated record. The coding region runs from base 1 to 387 and encodes 128 amino acids. The transcript has a single exon. Gene Ontology annotation, molecular function: RNA binding.